Messenger RNA from Echinostoma caproni, 885 nucleotides. Lineage: Eukaryota; Metazoa; Platyhelminthes; Trematoda; Plagiorchiida; Echinostomatidae. The record is from the annotation of a GenBank genome assembly.
AUGCAAGAGAUCGUUCAACUUGAUAGUGCUUUGACUGCGCUGCUCAUCCCACCUGGUCUAUGUGUUUGUGCGAUCCCAAUAAUCCAACCUCCUCCUCCUCAUCCGGAACCAAAAAAAGAAUGGAGUCAGAUUCAAGGACUUGUACUCCGUUGGUGGACUGCAGUUCACCGACUUCGAGAACGAUUGUUCUCGCUAUUCGAAAGUGUAAUUUUAUCAGAUCUGGACUACUGUAACACGGCUCACGUGGAACAGGGUAUGUGGAAGUCCGUAUUUUACACAGUUUUGGAACUUCUGCGCUCUUGGAUCGGUAACCCGGAAUCCACAGGAUUACUUCAGAUUCACUCACAGUCGUCCCCCAAGGAAUCUAGUGAAGAAAGUGAUGUUAUUUAUGUCUUGCGGCACAUAUGUCUCAAGGAUGUGAUCGAAGCUGGGGAGGAGAGAUUAUGCAGUCUUUUGGAACGUAUUCAGAGCAACAACCAGAUCUGUUUGGCUCCGUUGUUGGCUGACGGACGUCCUCCUCCGGAAACCCGGUCCAGAACUCGUCGUUUGGUGUAUUUAAGUGCCCAAAAGCUUAUGCUAUUUCUCGGCGAUUUAGCACGCUACAAAGAAGUUCUUUUGGGCGAUCGAAACUUUGGAAAAGCCAGGAACUGGUACCAGAAGGCUCAACUUUUGGUCCCGAAAAACGGUCGCUCGUAUAAUCAGUUGGCUGUAUUGGCUGUGUAUACGGUAAGUGGUUUGAGUGGCAAUGAAACACUCCAAUACGCGAUGCUAAUCGUGUAUACAGAAUUUUCUCCUCUUGCUUCAUGUCGUGCUAUCCCUUCCCAUUUUUUUCCGGAGCUCCGUCUGGCAAAAUUUGUUCAGGGCAAGUCUGCCACAGUGAUGUAG